CUCACAGAGGUCCGCCCUCCUCUGCCUCUCAAGUGCCAGGAUUAAAGGCGUGCGCCACCAGACCUCUGCACUUGGGCAAGGUGAAUGUCUUCUGUAGCCUGAGGUCUGUAAUUUCUCUCACACCCAAGCCUUUCCCCUGGCCCACUCUUCUCAUGCUUCUCAAUAAGGCCUUCUCUAAACUCCACAGCCAGGUUGUAGACCUUCCCAUCCUCCUCGGCCUCUCUCGGUGUGGUAGUUAUUUCAGUGUAUGAUAAGUCCCAAGUGGUUUUCCACCCUCGUAAACUCUGUGACAGAACUGGUUGUGUCUAUAUAUUCCACAUUAAAUCUUUUUUUAAAAAAAAAAAAAUGUCUGACACCCAAAUCAUGUGUUUGAUGAAUCAGUUAAGUGAAAAUUAUUAAAACUAAUAUGUCAGGGUAUCAAAUACCAACUUCAAGAAUUACAAUCCGUAAGUAUGCUGAUGUUUCUGUGUAGGUAUUAAACUGAACCUUUGGGAGACGGCAAUCACACUUAAAGCAAUAUUGGUGGAGUUAAGGUUAGAGUGAGGCAUCCCAAAGAAAGAUAACUUGAAGCCACAUCCUUUAACAAAUAUCUGUUCAGUUAUGUGAAAUCAGUACUAGUCAUGCCUCCAAUGAAACAGACUGAAGAAGUUCAGAACAAAGGGUAACUUGGGUUUACCUGGGAGUGUGCAGUGAACGAUUAGGCCUCUGGGUGUCGCUGUUGACCAUACAAGAAGAAAAGACGACGCUGAAGCGCAGCCCACCAUUUCCCUGCUGCAAAGAAACGCCAAGAAGAGUCUGAGAAGAGAGAAGCUGCUACCAAGCUCACCACAUCGUCAACCAGCUCUGUGGUGUGUGAAUUAAGUCCAUGAAAGAAUUAACUCCUUGAGGGUGUAAGACUGGCACCCAUCGUGGGAAUUCAGAGGGGAAAAUAAACAAGAAAGGAAAUGAUCCGCCUGGGACCAGGAACCGCCGGAGCCCUGGCUUUGCUGUGCGCGCUCCUGGGGACGCUGUGUGCGGCUGGCGUCAGGCAGAUCCGCUACUCUGCAGAGGAGCUGGACAAAGGCUCCUUCGUGGGCAACAUCUCCAAGGACCUGGGGCUGGAGCCCCGCGAGCUGGCAGAGCGCGGGGUCCGCAUCGUCUCCAGAGGUAGGUCGCAGCUUUUCUCUCUGAACCUGCGAAGCGGCAGCUUGGUCACCGCAGGGAGGAUAGACCGGGAGGAGCUGUGCGCCCAGAGCACGCCCUGCCUGGUGAGCUUUAACAUCCUUGUGGAGGAUAAGCUUAAAAUAUUUGAGGUAGAAGUCGAGAUCAGCGAUAUUAAUGAUAAUGCACCUAGUUUUCCAACGGAGGAAUUGGAAAUAAAAAUUGGUGAAUUAACAGUUCCUGGAACUCAAUUUCCACUUAAAACUGCAUUUGACCCAGAUGUGGGUAUGAACUCUCUGCAGAACUAUAAGCUCAGCCCCAAUGACUACUUCUCCUUGGCUGUGAACAGUGUCACCGAUGACGCCAAGUACCCAGAGCUAGUGCUGGAGCGAGCCUUAGAUCGUGAGAAAAAGGCAGUUCAUCAGCUUGAUCUCAUUGCCUCUGACGGUGGAGACCCUGUCCACACCGGCAAGUUGUGCAUCAAGGUGAUAGUCUUGGAUGCAAAUGACAACCCACCUGUGUUUACUAAGCCAGAGUACCAUGUCAGUGUUCUGGAAAAUGUGCCGGUAGGCACCCGACUGAUCACAGUGAAUGCCACUGAUCCUGAUGAGGGAUUCAACGCUCAAGUGUCCUAUAUUCUAGAUAAAAUGCCUGGGAAAAUUGCUCAGGUUUUCCAUCUCAAUUCAGUGACCGGAGAUAUAUCAAUAUUAAAAAGUCUCGAUUAUGAGGAUGCUGUGUUCUAUGAAAUCAAAAUUGAAGCACAAGAUGGACCAGGUCUUUUUUCAAGAGCCAAGAUUCUUGUCACGGUUCUGGAUGUGAAUGACAAUGCCCCAGAAGUUUCAGUCACUUCCCUCGCGGGCUCAGUCCAGAAGAAGCCCCUGCCGGAAGAAAUCGCUCUUAUCAAUGUGCAUGACCGAGAUUCUGGCCAGAAUGGGCACGUCACGGUUUUUGUCCGAGGAAACCUGCCUUUUACUCUAGAAAAAUCAAUAGACCAAUACUACCGCUUAGUGACAGCCAAAUCUCUGGAUCGUGAACAGGUGUCUCAAUACAAUAUCAGUCUAAGAGCCACCGAUGGGGGGAACCCACCGCUGUCCACCGAAACUCAUAUCACUCUGCAUGUAUCAGACAUCAACGACAACCCUCCUACCUUCACACACGCCUCCUAUUCAGCCUAUAUUCCAGAAAACAAUCCUAGGGGAGCCUCCAUCUUCUCCGUUACAGCACUAGACCCGGACACGGACAAGAACGCACAAAUCACGUACUCGCUGGCUGAGGACACGCUUCAGGGGGUGCCACUGUCAUCCUACGUCUCCAUCAACUCCAAUACCGGUGUCCUGUAUGCCCUUUGCUCCUUUGAUUAUGAGCAAUUUAGAGACCUGCAGUUGCAGGUGACAGCUAGCGACAGCGGGAACCCUCCACUCAGCAGUAACACGACACUGAGUCUGUUUGUGCUGGACCAGAAUGACAACAUGCCUGAAAUCCUUUACCCCGCCCUCCCAGUAGAUGGCUCCACUGGUGUUGAGUUGGCGCCCCGCUCUGCAGAUCCUGGAUACCUCGUGACCAAAGUGGUGGCGGUGGACAAAGACUCAGGACAGAAUGCCUGGCUGUCCUACCGCCUGCUCAAGGCCAGCGAGCCAGGGCUCUUCUCAGUGGGGCUGCACACGGGUGAAGUACGCACCGCGCGGGCCCUGCUGGACAGAGAUGCCCUCAAGCAGAGCCUGGUGGUGUCUGUGCAGGACCACGGCCAGCCUCCUCUCUCCGCCACGGUCACACUCACCGUAGCAGUGGCUGACAGCAUUCCUGACAUCCUGGGGGACCUGGAAAGCAUCCACGCCCCUGCUAACCCCAAAGAUUCAGACCUCACGCUCUACCUGGUGGUGGCGGUGGCCGUGGUCUCCUGUAUCUUCCUGGCCUUUGUCAUCGUGCUGCUGGCCCUCAGGCUGCGGCGCUGGCACUCAUCGCGCCUGCUCCAGGCUUCAGGAAAUGGAUUGGCUGGCAUACCAGCCUCUCACUUUGUGGGUCUGGAUGGGGUGCAAGCUUUCCUGCAGACCUAUUCCCAGGAAGUUUCCCUCACCGCAGGCUCUAGGAAGAGUCACCUGAUCUUCCCGCAGCCCAACUACGCAGACACGCUCAUCAGCCAGGAGAGCUGUGGGAAAAGCGAGCCUCUUAUAACAUCUCAAGAUUUACUUGAAACCAAAGAAGGCCCCAACCUGCUUGAGGUGAGUUUAUUUCUUUGAGUGUUAUGAACAUCCAUGCCGGUGUGGUAUAAAACCUUAAGACACAUUUAUUUGAGAAAUACAGCAACAAUGAAAUUGUACACUCUGUUUCCCCUACCUGUGUCCCACUUGCCUGUGAGGAAGUUGUACUUCCCGGCCUUGUUAUGGCUGAGUGGGCCGAGGUAGCUAGUACGUUGUAUUGGCAGUAGCUAAUUGGAAGUAGUAACUUCCGGAGGCAACUCUAAGAGCGAUUGUGAGAAUUCCAGCUCUCUCCCUUACCCUUUGAAAUGACAGUCGCUCCUUCUACCUAUGUCCUUGAGUAGCCACAAAGAGAGAAAAGCCUUGUAGUUGAUCCAAAAGUGGCCCAUACACCUGUGACAGAUGGGUCUUUCACAAUUUCAUUCUCAUGGUUCAAUGGCUGGGGUAGAACCCAUGAUCUUGGCACAUGUUGAUCAUCUGCUGGACUCCUGAGCUGUACCUCAGCCUGCCCUCUCACACUAUGAACCCCAGUGGUUUGAACUUUGUCACUCCUGCCCACUGUCCUGCCCGGAAUGACACAAACGAGUGGCGGGAAAGGAUACAUACAAAGUAUUUUAUGCUCUCAGAAAAUCUUUUCUGAACCUUCCCAAGUCACACCAGUCUUUACAUUAUUUGUUUGUUUUGUUUUGUUUUUUGAGACAGGGUUUCUCUAUGUAACAGCUCUG
This is a messenger RNA of Peromyscus leucopus (white-footed mouse), 4060 nucleotides long. Its product is annotated as protocadherin gamma-A3-like. Gene Ontology annotation, biological process: homophilic cell-cell adhesion. Gene Ontology annotation, cellular component: plasma membrane. NCBI's taxonomy places the organism in Eukaryota, Metazoa, Chordata, Mammalia, Rodentia, Cricetidae. The record is from RefSeq and is a predicted model, not a curated record. Gene Ontology annotation, molecular function: calcium ion binding.